AUGUUGGAUAGCUGCGGGAUGCUAGAUUUCCCAUACAAAGGGAACUCAAUGUCAUGGUUGGGCUACAGAAGACGGGGGAAAGUUCAAUGCCGUCUCGAUAGAGCUGUGGCGAGAAUCUCAUUCAAGCUCUUCGAAGUCAAACGCAAUUUCAAAUUUGAUAAGCGUUGGCUAGGGAAAACGGGACUGAAACAAACGAUCAAAGAGGGCUGGGAUAACUCAAGGAAUACAGAACAAGGAAGUAUCUCCUCUAAAAUAUCGUCUUGUCGACAAGCCAUUUCCAAAUGGAAGAAAACAAAUAAAUCUAAUUCGAUCAAGAAAAUAGAGGAGAUCAAGGCUCAGCUAGAACAAAACCAAACGGACCUCAGUGGUACGAGUGAGGAAGCUCUUAAACUAAAAUGGGAUCUUUGUGCAGCUUUUAGAGAAGAAGAGAUUUAUUGGAAGCAAAAGAGUCGAGUAACUUGGUUAAGAGAGGGAGACAGAAAUACCAAAUUCUUUCAUGCAACAACCAAGCAGCGUCGCGCACGUAAUCGCAUUACCAAGCUGAAAAGAAAUGAUGGAACAUGGGCUGAAACCGACGACGGUAUCGAGAGGGUGGCCACAGAAUACUUUCAAACUCUCUUUACCUCGUCGGCACCAAAUAAUUUCAGUGAUGCACUCCGGUACGUUACCGAGAGAGUUACACAUACGAUGAACGUUGCUCUCACAAAACCUCCGUCCAAUGACGAGAUCAAGCGUGCCAUAAAUGAGAUAAACCCGGAGAAGGCACCUGGCCCAGACGGGAUGACAAGCUUAUUUUAUCAAAAAUUUUGGGAGAUUGUAGCGGAAGACGUUAUCUGCAUGGUGAAAGAUUUCUUCUCCACAGGAAGCCUCGACCUCAGUCUUAAUAAGACAAGCAUCUGUCUUAUUCCUAAGACGGAGAGACCAAGAGAGAUGACUGAGUUCCGACCAAUAAGCUUGUGCAACGUUUGUUACAAAAUUAUCUCAAAAAUCCUAUGUCGAAGGCUCAAGAAAUUCCUCCCGAGUUUAAUAUCGGAGACACAGUCAGCUUUUGUAGCAAAACGCCUCAUUACGGACAACAUUUUGAUUGUCCAGGAAGCCUUCCACGCCCUUCGAACAAACCCGAUAUGCAAAUCUAAAUUUGUGGCCAUCAAAACAGACAUGAGCAAGGCAUACGACUGCGUCGAAUGGUCCUUCUUAGAAGCCUUAAUGCUAAAAAUGGGCUUCUCACAAACCUGGGUCUCAUGGAUACGUACUUGUAUCUCGACAGUUACGUAUCAAGUCCUCAUUAAUGGAGAAGCUAAAGGAAGUAUUAGUCCAUCACGUGGUCUGAGACAGGGAGAUCCCCUCUCACCGUUUUUAUUCAUCAUCCUAACCGAGGCCCUGGUCGCUCAACUUAAAGGUGCAGAAGCAGAAGGAAGAAUAACGGGACUUAAAAUAGCACGAAACUGCCCAGCAAUCUCUCACCUCCUAUUUGCAGACGAUAGUCUUUUCUUUUGCAAAGCAGAUAUCCAGCAAUGUGCUAAGCUUUUAAAAAUCAUCCAUACUUAUGGACAGGCUUCGGGACAACAGCUUAACACUUCAAAAUCCUCCAUCUUUUUUGGACACAAGGUCCCACCAGACAUAAGAGCUGAACUAAAGAGAACUUUGGGCAUUACAAAGGAGGGAGGAAUGGGAAUGUAUCUUGGCCUGCCGGAGAAGAUAUGUGGAUCAAAGAAAUAA
Microthlaspi erraticum is the source of this 1719-nucleotide messenger RNA. NCBI's taxonomy places the organism in Eukaryota, Viridiplantae, Streptophyta, Magnoliopsida, Brassicales, Brassicaceae. The record is from the annotation of a GenBank genome assembly.